AUGAGGAGCGGUGCUGCCUCUUCAUCUACCGGGAAAUCAGAAGUCAAACUGCUACUUUUGCUUCCAUUUUCGUCGCCAUUGUUAUUGAUGUUGUUAUCAGCAAUUUACAUGUCAGAAAGUAGAAGAGCACAGGACAUCACCAAUGGCGUAGCCAAUAAUUAUCCAAUCCUUGAGAACACCUGCUACUCGAACAGUAACUGCCCCAGUUCUACCGAUCACCAAGAAAAUCGAGAAGUUCAACAGCAGUGCGCAUAUGGCAUUCGAGAAGAAAAUCCAGAAAUUGAACUGAAUUUGCAUCACUUCCAUCCCAGGCUUCUCCAGAAAAUACCAAGGGAUGAACAAGAACGCAAAACUGCACUAGAAAGACGUAGGAGGUCGUACAUAGAAAUUCUGGCAGGAAUAGCGUUGUUGAUAGGUUAUUAUACAACAGUUGGACCAGAAAUGGCGGAAAGACACAACGCCAUGAUGUCACGAUAUAUCGACUCUAAGCCAUUCCUACCUCAACCUACAGCGACUUCGAAUAAAAUAUUUUUCUUAAACUCCUCCGUAGUUGGAGCCCAAAACUACGAUGAGGCCUUUGUUUUCUCUGCACUAUGCCUUUUCAACCCAGCAUUAGGAAGGGUUAAUUUUGUUACACUUUGGUCGGCGUCGUCCCAAAGAUUGCCGAGAAAUUCCACCCCUGUAGACCAACGAUAA
Striga asiatica is the source of this 696-nucleotide messenger RNA. The record is from the annotation of a GenBank genome assembly. Lineage: Eukaryota; Viridiplantae; Streptophyta; Magnoliopsida; Lamiales; Orobanchaceae.